CGUAGCCAACCCACGACUUUUGAGAUAGCGUCCCACGUACGACAAGGCGAUCGGCCUCUACACAGUUCUUCUCCUGGUUGUCCACUUUGUUCGGCUAAGCAUAUCCUCCGCUGCGCCUCUUCGCGAUCAACUCGCAAAAAGUUCACACGGUUCAGCUGCCGAAACGCGCGCUGGUCACGAGUCAAACGUCAUCGACAAGCCUCCACCCCAACACAUCCAAUCCGCCCAACAUGUCGUCGAGAAAGAAGGUGCUCCUCAAGGUGAUCAUCCUCGGAGACAGCGGCGUUGGCAAGACCAGCUUGAUGAACCAAUAUGUCAACAAGAAGUUCAGCGCAAGCUACAAGGCGACGAUCGGUGCCGAUUUCCUUACGAGGGAGGUGCUCGUCGAUGACCGACAAGUGACCAUGCAGCUUUGGGAUACUGCCGGACAAGAGCGUUUCCAGUCCCUCGGCGUGGCUUUCUACCGCGGUGCCGACUGCUGCGUGCUCGUCUUCGACGUCAACAACUCCAAGUCCUUCGACGCCCUCGACUCGUGGCGCGACGAGUUCCUCAUCCAGGCCUCGCCGCGGGACCCCGACUCGUUCCCCUUCGUGGUGCUGGGCAACAAGAUCGACGUCGAGGAGAGCAAGCGGGUCAUCUCCACCAAGAGGGCCAUGACCUUCUGUCAGUCCAAGGGCGGCAUCCCCUACUUCGAGACCUCCGCCAAGGAGGCCAUCAACGUCGAGCAGGCCUUUGAGGUGAUUGCACGGAAUGCGUUGCAACAGGAGGAGAGCGAGGAGUUUAGCGGAGGGGACUUUUCCCAGGACCCCAUUAACAUUCACCUGGAGAACGACAGGGACGGCUGCUCGUGUUAAUUCGCUCCUACUGAUCGAUUUUUAUGCUGUGGAUGGACAGAGGAGGACAGAGGAGGGUUACUAGGAAGUGGGCCGAACAGCGCGAGCGGUUGGCUGGCUUAUGCUCUGGGUCGUUUAUAUAUAAUCGCGCACAGUACACGGCCAAACUGUCAUCUUCUGUGGGCUCGAGGCGAUGAGAUCAUAGUGGCUGCCUGCAUUUCUUUAGGAGGAAGAGAAGGAGGAGGAUCAGGUUCUUUGGACGUGAGAGUGGGAGCGAGUGGCUGUCGAAGAAGGCAUACAUCCGGCCCGUACAGCAUGUGGUCGGCCAGGAAACAUAUUUUGCAGGAUGGUGAUGCGGGUUAUAUUGAUUACCAAGUGGUCUUAGGAGUACAAGGGCUGAAUAACAUCAUCAAUGACGAC
Cryphonectria parasitica EP155 is the source of this 1253-nucleotide messenger RNA. RefSeq lists its product as uncharacterized. NCBI's taxonomy places the organism in Eukaryota, Fungi, Ascomycota, Sordariomycetes, Diaporthales, Cryphonectriaceae. Gene Ontology annotation, molecular function: GTPase activity; GTP binding. The record is from RefSeq and is a predicted model, not a curated record. The coding region runs from base 231 to 854 and encodes 207 amino acids. Gene Ontology annotation, cellular component: phagocytic vesicle; vacuole; fungal-type vacuole membrane. Gene Ontology annotation, biological process: regulation of vacuole fusion, non-autophagic. The transcript has 4 exons.